AUGACGACCUCGCAGCCCCAGCUCAACAUUGACCGCUACGUCGUCAUCCAUGUCGCCACCACCUGCGACGAGCACGGCGUCUACGUCACGAAGGACUCGGCCGAAGUGAUUGAGCUUGGAUGGAUUCUGCUCGACGCCAACACGCUCGAGGAGAUUACCCACGAGAGCGUCCUCGUGAAGCCCAUCAACACGCCCAUCACACCGCUGUGCACGAGCCUGACGACGUUGACGUGGGAGCACGUUCGAAAUUCUGGUUCCUUCCGGGAUGCCAUCACCCGAUUCGACGCCUUCGCCACCGAGCACCUGACAUCCAAAAACCUCGACUUCGUCUUCGUCACCCUGGAUGCCUGGGACCUCCGCGUCCAGCUGCCUCGCGAGGCCCGCGACAAGGCCGUCGUGCUCCCUCCCUACCUGCAGCACUCGCGUACCUUUGACCUGCGGACCGAGUAUCAGCGCUGGCAGCAGCACCAUCCCGAGUCGCUCCCCUUUGGGCCCUCGAUGCUCUCCAACAUUUGCGCCGCUCUCGAGGUCGAGCCGGUUCAGUCGAGCGCCCCCAUCAAGCACAAUCUGCCCUUCCACCUGCAGGCCCUCGCCCCGGCCUCCCCCCGCCGCGCCAUGGAGGAGGCCAUCACCCUCGCCCGCGUCCUCCGCGGCCUCAUCCGCAAGUCGCAGCCCGCCCAGGAGCACCCCGAUGUCCUGACCCGACCCAUGGACGCGAGGGCCGACGUCCGAGCCUUCCUGUCGGAGCGGAGCAAGGUCCUGCACAUGUCGGGCCUUCCCCACGAUACCACGCAGUCGGAGCUCGAGAGUUGGUUCACCCAGUUCGGCGGUCGCCCCAUCGCCUUCUGGACUCUCCGCACCCCGGAGCAGCACAAGCCUACCGGUACCGGCUUCGCCGUCUUCUCUUCCCACGAGGAGGCGGCCGAAAGCUUGUGCAUGAACGGUCGUGCCCUGAACGAAAAGGCCAUCGAGGUCUCCCCCUCGUCCAGCCGCGUUCUCGACCGCGCCCAGGAUAUCCUGACGCCCUUCCCCCCGAGCAAGAACCGCCCCCGACCCGGCGACUGGACCUGCCCCUCCUGCGGCUUCUCCAACUUCCAGCGCCGAACUGCCUGCUUCCGAUGCUCCUUCCCGGCCAUGGGAGGUGCCCACGGCCCGGGAGCCGGUGCCGACAUGGCCGCCGGCCCCGGCGGCUACGGUUACAACUACGGCCCUCCGGCCAUGAUGCCGCCCCCUCCCCAUGGUGGCCACGGGCACCACGGCCCCAUGGGUCACGGCGGCGGCGGUCGCAUGGGCGGCGGCGGCGCCGUGCCUUUCCGCGCCGGCGACUGGAAGUGCGGCAACGAAGUGUGCGGCUACCACAACUUCGCCAAGAACGUUUGCUGCCUUCGUUGCGGAGCGAGCCGCGCCACCGCCGCCGUCGUCGCCGACUCGGGCUACCCGUCCCCGAUGGACAACGCGUCGCAGUACGGCAUGAGCCAGGGGUCCAUGGCCGGCACCCCGGGUCCCGGGCCGUACGGCGCCAACAGCUCGUUCCCCUCCGGCGGCUACAACAACCAGCACUUCGGAGGACCGCCUAACCACUUCCUGCCAUCCGGCAUCGGCGGUGGCGCCGGCGCCUACCCGAGCUCCUUGAACACGCAGGGCUUCGGCUCGGGCCCCGCCUCGCAUUCGGCCGGACCUUUCGACAGCAGAGCGGCCGAGGCCGCUUUCCAGUCGGCCAACAACGGCCCUGUUUCUGCCGGACCCGGACCUGGACCCGGACCCGGACCCGCCAACAAUUUCUACAACGGGGAGAACGACCCGUUCGCCUUCCUGUCGAGCGGCAUGAGCGGGCUCUCGGUCGGCGCCAACGAUGCUCGUCAGAACGGCCAGAACGGCCAGAACGGUCAGAACGGUCAGAACGGAGGCCCUCCUGCGAACAAGUCUCCAGCCUAG
Drechmeria coniospora is the source of this 1935-nucleotide messenger RNA. RefSeq lists its product as uncharacterized. Gene Ontology annotation, molecular function: 3'-5'-RNA exonuclease activity; RNA binding. The coding region runs from base 1 to 1935 and encodes 644 amino acids. NCBI's taxonomy places the organism in Eukaryota, Fungi, Ascomycota, Sordariomycetes, Hypocreales, Ophiocordycipitaceae. The record is from RefSeq and is a predicted model, not a curated record. The transcript has 4 exons.